Messenger RNA from Sphenostylis stenocarpa, 375 nucleotides. NCBI's taxonomy places the organism in Eukaryota, Viridiplantae, Streptophyta, Magnoliopsida, Fabales, Fabaceae. The record is from the annotation of a GenBank genome assembly.
AUGGCAUCGGACUGUGGAAACAUAAAGGGUUUUUUCCGAGAGAAGAAAUCCACCGCCGCAACCAAAUCUCCCACUAAAUAUUCCAACAAAUCUCCGAAUGCCGCUGCCACUUUAGGCUCCACUGCGGCCCAACCACCGGCCCUCGUCUCCCACGGCGGAAAACCCGACCUCCAAGAUGAUAAACACAACGAGAAGAACGAGGCGCUGCUGAGGCAAUUCGACGUGAACAUGAUGUAUGGGCCUUGUAUCGGUUUGACACGGCUGGAGCGGUGGGAGCGUGCUCAGAGCCUCGGUCUGAACCCUCCACCGGAAAUCCAGAGCCUCUUGAAGAGCGGGAAAGUUAAGAUGGAGUCCAUGUGGAGUGGUCGCAUUUAG